AUGGUCUAUGUUGAAUGUGUCAAGAUUCGCGCCACUGGGCUCUUAUACGCGAACAAACGCUUCUACAAAGAAUUUAUUCACUUUCUGAGAGAAAUGUUCGUCCUCGGUUUCCAUAUCGACCCUUCGGCACCGUCAACCGCCGUCAAGCUCAUUAACUCAGACAACUCUCAGUGGGGCAAUGACUGCACGAUCGACACCCCGCCACACCCCGACUAUGGCAUGCUUGACAGGAUGCCAGUGGACCGCUUUAGAGGGAUACGCAUUCUGAUCGAUGCACCGGAUGUCACCGACCCUGGCCAACUUUUUCGAGUCCGACACAGGGAGUCCCGGGGAUGGCGUCUUCGGGGAGCUUGGAAUCGAAGUGUCCCCAACUACAGCUCGUGGGACGCUGUCACGAAAACAGCUUCAAUCAGGCACGAGGGAUCCAACUCCGACUUGGGGAUCAUACUGAGACCCUUCUCACGCAUUAGAUACGCUGAUGCUGUAACUAUUGAACUUCGGCGCAAUGCACCUCGGGAAAGACCGGUGAACAACCUCAAGGCCAACCUCGUUAAAUCUUGCAGAAAGCGGUCUUUCGGUCUGGAUUUGCGUCCCGAAGCGGAAUGGAACGAUGACGAUACCCUCGCCCUUGAAGAUGCCCUUCACGUGUGGCUCGACUACCUCCUUGACGACAUGGGGGGCCCAACCGCCGCACUUUUACGGCGUGAUCGAUUCAAGUUCUGGUGCUCAGGGUACGAAUAUCAAGGGGGCCGGCACUUCCACGGCUUCGUGCUCGAUGAUCGUGAAAUUGGCAGUGCCGAGGGUUACCUGGACGAAGAGCUUUUCGACCACAUCAAGCAAACCUGCCACGACAGGUUCAUGAGCGCGAGAGAACACACGUCGGCGCCGCCUGGCUUCUGGUUCUCCUCGCACGAACUUAAACGGCUCGGAUGGCUCGCCGAAGUCGGCGAAGAGGACACCUUCUGGGAGACACGCUAUCCGGCUGGAAUCGAGCCCAAAUCCCGGAACCAUUCUUGGAUAGACACCGCGGCACAGCAGCAGCCCAUUGACACAAGAUUUCGUCUCGAACCCCCCGAGCAUGACGUGGACACACCGGCCUGCCAGAUCUUCCCGCCGUACAUUGGCGGAUGCCCCUCGUGCAACCUGGGGGACAGGAAGAAUAAAUUGCUCAUCAUGCUGCAGAACAAUCAUUUACGGAAUAUCCUGUUUCACUUCAACGCGAGACCUGAGGAGGCACGGCUUUUGGGCCCAAUUGUUGAGUGA
Messenger RNA from Cladophialophora bantiana CBS 173.52, 1263 nucleotides. RefSeq lists its product as uncharacterized. The transcript has 3 exons. Bases 1 to 1263 code for a protein of 420 amino acids. Lineage: Eukaryota; Fungi; Ascomycota; Eurotiomycetes; Chaetothyriales; Herpotrichiellaceae. The record is from RefSeq and is a predicted model, not a curated record.